This is a messenger RNA of Schistosoma mattheei, 579 nucleotides long. NCBI's taxonomy places the organism in Eukaryota, Metazoa, Platyhelminthes, Trematoda, Strigeidida, Schistosomatidae. The record is from the annotation of a GenBank genome assembly.
AUGAAUAACAAUCAUAGUCUUAAAUGUAUUAACAUUAUGGUUAUUUUAUUAUUCUUUAUUAUUAUUCUAUGUCAAUGUAAAAAAUUAAAAUUACCUAAAGAAGUACGUGAAGUAUUUCAAUUACAUAAAUAUUAUCGUAAUUCAAUACGUUUUUGUCAAAUGCCAAAUCAACCUCCAGCAAAACGUAUGUCAAAAUUAAAAUGGAAUACAUAUUUAGCAGAAAAAGCUCAACUUUCAGCUAGUCGAUGUGAUUACUCUUAUGAUAGUCCAAGUGAUAUGAAUUUUGAUGAAUUUGGUACAGUAGCGCAAAAUAUUGCUGAUAGUCCAACAUUGAAAAUAGCCAGUUGGUUUGUUGAAUACAAGAGCUAUUCUUUUAAUGAUAACAAAUGCAAUGAUACAUGUAUGCAGUAUAAACAAAUAGUAAAUGGUGAAGAGACUGAAAUUGGUUGUGGUGUACAAAAAUGUGGUAAAAGAUUUUUAGUAGUGUGCAAUUAUUCACCAGCAGCUGAAGAAGAUAGACAACCGUAUGAAAAAGGCACUCAAGAGAAUUGCGAUGAUGUUGAUGAUGCAGAAUAUUAG